Molecule: messenger RNA, 180 nt
Organism: Exophiala spinifera
Lineage: Eukaryota; Fungi; Ascomycota; Eurotiomycetes; Chaetothyriales; Herpotrichiellaceae
Exons: 2
Coding region: 1-180 (59 amino acids)
Source: RefSeq, a predicted model, not a curated record
AUGGACUCUCGCGCCGAACCUCAACAACAACAACAACAAAACACCCAAUCCGAAGCGGUGACUAACAACGUCGUGUCCGAGCAGCCCGCCGCUGCCCCCUCGAUGGACCCGACAAAGGCACCGACCAGACUUGGUCUCCGCGGCGGCGGUGAAGGUGAAGAUGUCUGCUGUGGCGUGUAA